AUGUCGACGGCAUUAUCAAUCACUCGAUUCAUUUUAAUCCUCCUCUCAACAGUAGUGGCUGGCUGCUCAAUCUACCUCCUCGUCCGCCUACAACUAGGCAUCCGCGCCGAAACCUGGAUCGUCUGGACCCCCCUCAUCGUCUCUGUCCUCUCCAACAUUCUCUACUCUUGCUCACUCAACCCCAAGAACCGCGUCUCAACCGCCCGUAACACUUUCGCUUUCCUCUUGGCAGUCGGCUGGUUCGUCUCCCCCUCCUACCGCAUCCACGAGCUGAUUAGCAGCUCAGCCGGUAGCACUUCCAGCUUCCUUUCAGUCUGGAGUUGUGGCACGAUCGCAUGUACACUGUUGAUGGUUAUGGAUAUUGGAGGUCUAUUGUUGGGGGUUUUGUCGCUGUUGGAGAUUGGGUUGGCAGAUCAGGCGUCGAGGGGUGUGAUUACGCCGGCGUCAAACAAGACGUCGAUCUUUGUGUUGCCUGGAAGUCAGCAGCAGUAUAUUCCUUUGCAGCAGCAGCAGCCACCGCAGCAGCAGUUUGCUCAACAACCAUUCUAUCAGCCUGCUAGUACCCAGCCUUACUAUGCCCAGGCACAACCUCCUACCGCUGCCACUACGUAUCCACACACUUAUUAG
This is a messenger RNA of Linnemannia hyalina, 627 nucleotides long. The record is from the annotation of a GenBank genome assembly. Lineage: Eukaryota; Fungi; Mortierellomycota; Mortierellomycetes; Mortierellales; Mortierellaceae.